Messenger RNA from Pristis pectinata (smalltooth sawfish), 3262 nucleotides. RefSeq lists its product as uncharacterized. The transcript has 3 exons. Bases 43 to 1011 code for a protein of 322 amino acids. Lineage: Eukaryota; Metazoa; Chordata; Chondrichthyes; Rhinopristiformes; Pristidae. The record is from RefSeq and is a predicted model, not a curated record.
CAGAGAGAGAGAAGCGAUUCACCCAGACGAAAGUCUAGGCCAAUGGAGGAUUACGAGAGGAACUUCGAGGAGGCCACACUGCCACACUUCCUCAAAGGCAUCUCUUCCGUGUUGUCUGUGCUGGAACUUGUGGUCAGUGCACCGUCCGAUGAACUCAGCAACUCCUUGUGCGAGGAGAUCAAGGGAAAGGCCAAGGUGGCACAGAGGGAGAUACUGGCUGCGGAGGAGGCCGCCAGCAACAUUGUCAGCCUCGUCGAUACAGGUUGUGAGGAGCUGACGUCUCAGCAGGGCAAGCUGAGCAAGAGGCAGGGAGAGCUGCAGGCCAGCCUCGCAUCUACACAGGAGCAGCUGGCGGAUUUGGCUGACCAGAGGAAGCAGGUCGAGGGUCAGGUCCAAAGUGCCACUGCAUGGCUCAGACAAGCAAAGCAGUCCCUGGCAACAGCCAGGGCCAAACUGGGAGAGAAGCAGACGGGGAGAGACAUAGGAAUUGGCCUGACUUUCGUUAUCCCAUGUAUUGGGAUCCCCAUGGCGGUGGCCUUUGAGAAGGAGCGCGUGUACAGGAAGUCAGAGGUGGAGGCAGCCUCGGAGGAGCUUUCCCAGGUGGUGGCGGGCAUCAAGAGGGACGAGGAGGACCUGGCCCGGAUCGCCAGGCAGAUCCCGGAGCUGGAGAAGGAAGUGGAGAAGGCGGCCGAGACCCUGAGCGGGUUGACAGGAGAGCUGCUGCAAAUCAAGCAGGCGCGCACUUCGCUGGCCGACACGCAAUGUAAACUCAGGAACUGCUCCCACUACCUGUCUACCCUUCAUGGACACAUGAAGGCACUGGAAGCUCAGAGCCGGAACCUGUACAGCUUGGGCCCGCUCGUACCCCUGAUAGUGGCGACCUGUGAGCAGGUUCAGCAGCAAGUGCCAGGAAACGAGUUCCUGCUGACUGCGACACAAGCCCACAUGGUCCUGCACGCUCUGGGAAACAUGCUACCCAGGCUGAAGGAAAGGAAGCAGGCACAGGCUUGAGGACUGCUUCUAUCAGAAUGUGUGAUAUCUUUCGAUGCUGAGAGGGCCUUUGAUCGGAUUGAAUGGAAUUACUUAUUUAAAACUUCAGAGAAAUUUAAUUUUGGGCCUGAUUUUAUCCAAUAGAUUAAAUUACUUUAUUUAUCCCCUUCUGCUCGAAUUCUUACUAAUUUUCAAAAUUCUAAAUCUUUUAAACUUCAACGUGGAACCAGACAAGGAUAUCCUUUGAGCCCUUUGCUCUUUGAUUUGGCCUUAGAACCUUUAUCUAUUUCUUUCUGAGAAUCUAGAGAUAUCUUUGGUAUCUCCAGAAGAGGUAUUAACCAUAAAGUUUCUCUAUAUGCUGAUGAUUUAUUACUUUUUAUAUCUAAUGUUGAAGCCUCCUUACCUCUUAUUGCUUUCUUUACUUUCUCGCUUUAGUCAUUUUUCAGGCUACAAACUGAACUUAUACAAGAGUUAAAUUUUUCCUCCGAAUAAUUUGGUACCAUUUGAUAUUAAUAUUCCUUUUAAAAUUGUAAGAAAUCAUUUUACCUAUUUGGGAGCGUCAAUUACUAAAAAUUAUAAGCAUUUAUUUAAAGAAAAUUUUUUUCCCUUAUUACACUAUGUGAAAAGGGUUUUAUCAAGUUGGUCUCCCCUUUCUAUAUCAUUGAUUGGCCGAAUUAAUGUUAUUAAAAUGAAUAUUUUACCUAAAUUUAUAUAUCUAUUUCAGGCUUUACCUGUUUUUAUUCCUAAAUCUUUCUUUGACUCUCUUGAGUCAAUUAUAUCUUCCUACAUACGGAAUAAUAAACAUCCUAGACUAAAUAAAGCUCACUUUCAGAAGGUUAAAAAGAAUGGAGGUUUAGCCUUACCUAAUUUUAGAUUUUAUUACUGGGCAGUCAAUAUACGAAAUCUUACGUUUUGGUUAUAUUACAUUAAUCGAGAGGCUUGUUCAGUAUGAGUCUCUUUGGAAAUUAACUCUGUUAAAAAAUUUUCUAUUAUUUCUCUGCUUGGUUCUCCACUUCCUUUCUCAUUAAUUAAACUAACAGAUAAUUUAGUAGUUAAACAUGCCUUGAAGAUUUGGUUACAAUUUAGAAAAUAUUUUGGUUUAUUGAGUUUUUCUUUGUCCAGUCCCAUUUUCUCUAAUUACUUUUUUAAACCUUCUAUGACUGUUGUGGUUUUUAAAGAGUGGGACAAAUUAGGUAUUACUUGUUUUCAAGAUCUGUUUGUCAGAGGAAACCUUUCUUCUUUUGAACAAUUGUCUACCAAGUAUAAUUUACCAAAAACUCAUUUUUUUAGAUAUUUACAAAUUAGAGAUUUUCUUCGAUCUCAAUUACAUUCUUUUCCUUUGUGUCCUGAUAAGAAUUUAUUAGAUGUAAUUUUUAAGUUGGAAACCUUUCAGGAUGGUUCAAUAUCUAAUAUUUAUGACAGAUUACUAGGAAUGAGAAGGUGCCACUAGAUAAAAUUAAAAACGCUUGGGAACAAGAUUUGCAGAUGUCAAUUUCCGAGGAAACUUGGAAUGAAAUUUUCAAGUUGGUUAAUACUUCGUCAUUAUAUGCUCGUCACUCUCUCCUUCAAUUUAAAGUGGUCCAUAGAGCUCACUUGUCUAAAGAUAAACUAUCCCGUUUUUAUUCUGAUAUAUCUCCUUACUGUGAUAAAUGCAGUAACGGAGUGGCUUCCUUAAUUCACAUGUUUUGGACUUGUCAGGUCUUAUAAAACAUUGGACAGAGGUCUUUCAUACUUUUUCUGUACUUUUUAAAAUAAAUUUUAAACUUAAUCCUUUGACUGCACUAUUUGGGAUUGUUGGAGAAAAAGAUAUAACUUUGAAGGCUUCUGAUUUACAUAUUCUGGCUUUUAUUUCUCUUAUAGCCAGGAGAGCAGUAUUGCUUAAAUGGAAGGAAGCUACUCCACCUAUGCAUGCACAAUGGUUGCCGGAUGUUAUGUCAUACUUGAAUCUAGAGAAGAUUCACUGUUCAGUUUUUGAACCUAACCUAGACUUUCAAACCCCGUGGGGACCUUUUCUGAAUUAUUUUCAAAAUCUCUGAUUUGGGGACUAAAAGGCAGACAUUGGCUGACUCUGUUAUGUUUUUUAAGGUUUUUCCUUGCUGUUUCUAUCUAACAGAUUCGGGUCUUGGUAGUGGGGGUAGAUUUUUUUUUGUAAUAAAAUAUUUCAAUUUUUUUCUUUCCUUAUUAGCUAACUACUAUAUGUGAUUAUUGAUUUAGAGUAUUGUAAUCCUAAGUAUGACUUAUUACAAUGUAUUCAGUAGUAUUUUUACUUUCU